CUGGGCUCGGCCCGAUCCCAUCCACGACUGCGAUCCCAGCACGAGGCACGGCGGCAGGCCCAGGUAGACACGUCCCCUAAAGAUGGUGACUCCCUCCUGAGAAGCCGGAUCACUUCCCACAGGAAAAGGCCUUCUCCAAGGAGAAUAUGAAAGUGAUACUCAGAACUGUUUGUCUCACAGUUCUACUGAUUUCUUUAGAAGCUGAUGAAUGUAAGAUACGUGAAGAACCAGUAAUUUUAGUUUCAUCUGCAAAUGAAAUUGAUGUUCGUGCCUGUCCCCUUAACCCAAAUGAAAACAUAGGCCCGGUGAUUUGGUAUAAAAAUGACAGCAAGACACCUAUAUCAACGGAGCAAGACUCCAGGAUUCAUCAAGAAAAGGAUAAACUCUGGCUUGUCCCCGCUAAGGUAGAGGAUUCAGGACAUUACUACUGCUCAGUAAGAAAUUCAACUUUCUGCCUUAAAAUUAAAAUAACUGCCAAGUUUGUGGAAAAUGAACCUAACUUGUGUUACAAUACAGAAGCUAUAUUCACACAGAAAUUGCGCAUUGCCGGAGAUGGAAGACUUGUGUGUCCUCAUUUGGAUUUUUUUAAAGAUGAAAAUAAUGAGUUUCCCACAGUAAAAUGGUAUAAGGAUUGCAAACCUCUGAUUCUUGACAACGUAUACUUCGUUGGAGUCACAAAUACGCUUAUUGUGAUGAAUGUGUCAGAGGGCCAUAGAGGGAAGUACACUUGUCAUGCAUCCUACAUGUACUCGGGAAAGCAAUAUUAUAUUACCCGGGCAAUAGAAUUUAUUACUCUAGAGGAAAUCAAAUCCGACAGUCCUGUGAUUGAAAGUCCAGCAAACGGGACCAUGGAAGUGGAGCUGGGAUCCCACGUCCAACUGGUCUGUAAUGUCACUGGCCACCUCACUGACCUUGUCUACUGGAAGUGGAAUGGGUCACCAAUUUUACCUGAUGAUCCAAUCUUGGUCGAAGACUUUGAAUUGAUGAACAGUCCUUCAGCCAAUAGAAAAACUAUACACAUUAUAACGCUUAAUAUUUCAAAAGUCAAAAGUCAAUUUUAUCUAUAUCCAUUUACCUGUUUGGUCAACAGUAAAUCUAAUAUAUAUUCAGCAUACAUACGAUUAACCCUUCCAGUGCCUGAUUUCCAGAAGCUCUUGAUUGGAAUAUUUAUUACAUUAACAAUUAUAAUUACAUGCUCUGUUUUCAUCUAUAAAAUCUUCAAGGUUGAUAUUGUGCUUUGGUACAGGGAUUCCUGCUCUGAUUUUCUUCCCCCCAAAGCCUCAGAUGGAAAGAUCUACGAUGCAUAUAUCCUCUAUCCAAAGACCUUUGGGGAAGGGUCCACCUCGAACUCAGAUAUUUUUGUGUUUAAAGUGUUGCCUGAGGUCUUGGAAAAACAGUUGGGAUAUAAACUGUUUAUUUAUGGAAGGGAUGAUUAUGUUGGAGAAGAUGCUAUUGAGGUCACUAAUGAAAACAUCAAGAAAAGCAGAAGACUUAUCAUCAUUUUGGUGACAGACAUGUCAGACUUCAGCUGGCUGGGCCAUUCAUCUGAAGAGCAAAUAGUGAUAUAUAAUGCUCUCAUCCAGGAGGGGAUUAAAGUUGUCCUGCUUGAGCUGGAAAAAAUCCAAGACUAUGAGAAAAUGCCAGAAUCCAUUAAAUUCAUUAAGCAGAAACAUGGGGCUAUCUGCUGGUCAGGGGACUUCAGAGAGGGACCUCAGUCUCUAAAGACCAGGUUCUGGAAACAGGUCCGGUACCAUAUGCCAGCCCAGCGGCGAUCUCCUUCAUCCAAACACCGGUUAUUGUCCAUGGCCCAUGAGUCAGACUCUAAGGAGAAGCAUCAAAGGGAGGUUCACCUGCCUCUCGGGUAGCAUGGAGAAGCUUGGCCAAGAAUCUUUUGGGUGCAUGCAGUCUUAGGGUGUUGAGCCUCCUGCUGACCUAAAUCUCUGAGGUCACCUGGAAUCACACAGUUAAGGGAGCAGGACUUGGUGACAAUGGCAGGCCAGGGCAACUCAGAUUAGAGGGCUUGGGAAAGCCUUUAUAAAGGCCCUCUCUGAAUGUUGAACUUCUGAGAAAAAGGCACUGAGACAGUGAGUUGGAAGAAGAAAAAAGAAAAAAACAUGAAAGGAAUGUUCACCAUCUAUAGACAAUUUUAUUAAGUUAUCCACAGACUGAUGGUGGGGCUUUGGCCAUCUCUGGGGAUGCUGCAGGAUCACUGGCCCCGGGGAGAGCCUCUUCUGGGCAGCACUGCAGAUGAAGUGUGCCUGACACCUCACAGAGGAAGGUAGAUGUCUUCUUGGAGAACUUUCCAUGGCUUGCAUUUUCCAUACACAUCCACAAUGAGUUGUCACUUUCCAAAGACCAGAUUGCAUUUUAUAGACCUUGAGAAGUAUCAUUAAAAUGAAAAAGGGGGUUCUCCAGGAUUCCAAGGCUGUGAAACCCCCUUAGCUUUCUUUAGAAGACAAAGACUUGUGAAAGCAACAGAAGCAGAAAUUGACCCACCUCUUCCACCACUCUUUAUUCUUUCCUCCUUGGAAUGACUGACCUGAACUUCCACAUUCGUCUUCACUUUACUUGGCUCAUUGCUUCUUUGGAAAGACAGCUGUGCUUGUCACCCCACCCCGAGUCUCCCAGCCUGUUUUCAAAGCCAUCCCCUCACCGUCCUGUGAUGUGAGUCCCAGGUUAGCCUCCUGGGCCUCUGCACCUGCUCCAGCGCCUCCAUGUUUGCUGAACUUUCUCCUUCCCUUACUGGAAAUCCUUCUUGCAUUUUCUCCAGAUGACCAGCUCUCCAAAGUCAGAGUUGACUUCAGCACUCUGGUUCCUGGGAGCCUUCCCCUAAGACAUUGUCACCCUUACAACUCUGUCUGUCCCUCCAGUCAGUUAGCUAGUGCUGCCUGUUGCUGGUCCCCUUACAAAGUGGCUCCCCUCGCCGGAAUCUGUGCUGAGGAGAGACCAUAUGUCUCUCUCUGUCCCUUGCUACCUUCCAUAAGCAAUUUGCACAUGUGAAAUACAUUUGUAUAGUGCUUUAUUUUUUUAAAAAAAUGUUUUUGGGUAAUUAUACCUAAUUUUUGCAAUUAUUCUAAUUUUAUGUAGAGAGAAAAUGACUCUUUUUAAAAUUACUCUCUUAAUUCUAUUGGAUCUGGAAGUUGAACCUGUAUUUUCCUGGCUUCUAGUCCAAUGUUCGAAUGCUUGCUUUCAAGUCAUUAACUGUUCACCCAUCACGGAUUGCUUUACAGGAGACUACUGAGUCCAGGAGUAUUUUUACAUUACAAACAGAUUUGAUAAUUUUCAGGGUUGGAAUUUAUAAAAAUUAUGUUUAGGUUUUUAUGCACAAUAUUUUUAUUUCCAUAUGUUCUUUCCUUAAAGGUCAGCAUUUCUCAGCCAAUUAAAAAUGAAAGCAAAGAAUGUUUGUUUUUUUUUUUUUUGGUACAGAAAAAAUGUUUCAAAAUUUGCUCAGAGGUCUUACGAUAAUUAGAGCAACUCUGGAAAAUCACAAAGCCAAGUUCACGUGACACACACGUGGUUUUCAAAGUUGAAUGAACAAGGGCAGGUCUUCUUUUUUUCAUAUUUUUUGACUACCUAAUUAUUAUGGGUGAAGACAAACGCUUAUUUGGAAGGAUAUUUUUCCCCCUGAAGCAGUCAGAACUAGACAAAACCAAACAGAGUUUAAUAUUUUUGACUCUUCCUUUUCUACCUGUAUUCUCCUGGGUCUGAUCCAUAGCACUGAACAAUAGUGCUGCCUUGGGAACUGAUAUUUUAAAAGAAUUGGGCUCUGUUUCUUUGGCUGCACACAGAGAGCAGGAUGUCUCAUGAGGUAGAGAGGUGUCAUGACUCCCAAGGUCUGCUAGAUACUUUAGAAGUUCUGCUGAUGAUUUUUAUCUGUCAUCUAGCAUAUAUCGUGCCAAGAAAGCAAGCCAGUUCUGAAACUUAGAAUUAGCUAAGGGGUGAGGGUGGGGACAAAAUUGGCCAUAAAGCAGAGUGUGAGGGUGGAGACAGCCAAGAAUUACAAGUAGCUUAGUACUUAGAAUUUAGACAGGAACAAGAAUCUCAGACAGGAACGCACAGUGUCAGUCCCCAACUCUCCCGGGAGGAUCCCAGAGGAUGAAGCCACAUUCCUGAUCCCUGUGACCUGCCCUUGGAUUGUUGUCUUCUCUACCAAACACUUUUUAAAGCUCUUCUUUUCAUGCUUUCCCCAUUAGUUAAAUCUUACUGCACUUUUCAGUGGUUUGUUUUUAAGUCAGUCUGAGUGCUGAAGAAAAGUCUGUAAAUGCAACAAAAUAUUUAAUUACCAGUGGUUAAAACUGAUUUAGCAGAAUCCAUAUUUUCCCCUCCCCUUUCUUUUUGAUUUCACUUGCAAUGAAAGCCAAGGUAUUGAGCCAUUUUUAAUGACAUUUUUGAUAAAUUAUGUUUGUGCUGGUUAAUGAAGGGUUUUAUUUUUUGUAAAUUGUUUGUAUAAUUCUGCAGCAGAUGCCAAGUAUUUUUAUAUCUUAAAACACCAAGUUUAUGUAUAGUGUGCAUCAUUGAUCAAUAGACUGUACUUGUUUUCCAAUAAAAUUGUUAAACUUUGUACUGAA
Messenger RNA from Marmota flaviventris (yellow-bellied marmot), 4568 nucleotides. Lineage: Eukaryota; Metazoa; Chordata; Mammalia; Rodentia; Sciuridae. The record is from RefSeq and is a predicted model, not a curated record.